Doryrhamphus excisus (bluestripe pipefish) is the source of this 2404-nucleotide messenger RNA. NCBI's taxonomy places the organism in Eukaryota, Metazoa, Chordata, Actinopteri, Syngnathiformes, Syngnathidae. The record is from RefSeq and is a predicted model, not a curated record.
CACUCGACCCGCAGCAGGAGAGGAAACAACCAACUUGCCGGGGUCUCAUCCUAGAGAUGCGCGCGCAAAACCUCUGAUUCCUCCUCCUCCUCCUCCUCCUCCCCCCCAUCAUCCCUCACCUCACCGGGAACAUCCAAACAGCCUACGACGGGCAGGGAGGCAAGACGGGAGGCAGGAAGGAAGGAAGGAAGGAAGGAAGGCACGAAGGACAUACAGAGGAUUGACACAAGCCGGUCACGAUGCGCGGAUCUCCCCGCCACGGGACCCGCGUGGGACUGAUGGUGCUGCUGAACGCGCUGCUGCUGCUGCUGGCGUCGCGGGCUGCGGAGAGACAGGAGUCCACGGACCAUGUUGUGGUUCAGUUCCACGACGAGGCGCCGGAGGAGGACGCGCGCCAACUUGCAGCACAACACGGGUACCAGAGUGCACGCAAGGUUGCCUUCGGAAAGGGGCUCUACCACUUCUACCCCCAGGACGCUUCCAGGAGGCGGAGCAAACGUGGCGCCGCCAGCAGACAGCGGCUCCAAAACGACGGCAGGGUGAAGAAGGUUGUGGAGCAAGAGGGCUUCAGCCGCCAGAAGCGAGGCUACCGAAAUUUAAACGAGAUGGAAGUCAACAUGAGCGACCCGCUGUUCGCCAAGCAGUGGUACCUGAUCAACACGGGCCAAGCAGACGGGACGCCCGGCCUGGACCUCAACGUGGCCGAGGCCUGGCAGCUGGGCUACACGGGGCGAGGAGUCACCAUCGCCAUCAUGGAUGACGGCAUCGACUACCUGCAUCCCGACCUGGCAUCAAAUUACAACGCAGAUGCCAGCUACGACUUCAGCAGCAACGACCCGUACCCAUUUCCACGCUACACAGAUGACUGGUUCAACAGUCACGGAACCAGAUGUGCCGGGGAGGUGUCGGCGGCCGCCAACAACAACAUUUGCGGUGUGGGCGUGGCCUACAACUCCAAAGUGGCAGGCAUUCGGAUGUUGGACCAGCCAUUCAUGACGGACAUCAUUGAGGCGUCAUCCAUCAGCCACAUGCCCCAGGUCAUUGACAUCUACAGCGCCAGCUGGGGGCCCACCGACGACGGCAAGACCGUGGACGGCCCCCGAGAGUUGACCCUUCAGGCUAUGGCUGAUGGGGUCAACAAGGGCCGAGGAGGGAAGGGCAGCAUCUACGUGUGGGCAUCAGGAGAUGGUGGGAGCUACGAUGACUGCAACUGCGACGGUUACGCCUCCAGUAUGUGGACCAUUUCCAUCAACUCGGCCAUCAACGAUGGACGCACGGCGUUGUACGAUGAGAGCUGCUCCUCCACCCUGGCGUCCACCUUCAGCAACGGACGCAAGAGGAACCCGGAGGCUGGCGUGGCCACCACAGACCUGUACGGGAACUGCACGCUGCGUCACUCGGGAACAUCGGCGGCGGCUCCCGAGGCUGCCGGCGUCUUCGCUCUGGCCCUGGAGGCUAACCCGGAGCUGACAUGGAGGGACAUGCAGCACCUCUCAGUGCUGACCUCCAAGAGGAACCAGCUCCACGACGAGGUCCACCAGUGGAGGAGGAACGGCGUGGGCCUGGAGUUCAACCACCUGUUCGGCUACGGCGUGUUGGAUGCGGGCGGCAUGGUGAAAAUGGCCAAAGAGUGGAAGACGGUGCCCGAACGCUUCCACUGCGUGGCCGGAUCCAUCCAGGAGAACCAUAAAAUCCAGUCCGGCACCAAGCUGGUGCUGGCCAUCCCAACCGAGGCCUGCGAGGGCAAGGACAACUUUGUGCGCUACCUGGAGCACGUCCAGGCGGUGAUCACCGUCAACGCCAGCCGCCGCGGCGACCUCAACAUCAACAUGACCUCGCCCAUGGGCACCAAGUCCAUCCUUCUGAGCCGACGGCCCCGCGACAACGACUCCAAAGUGGGCUUCGACAAGUGGCCCUUCAUGACCACCCACACCUGGGGCGAGGACCCGCGUGGGACCUGGGUGCUGGAGGUGGGCUUUCACGGCGACGAGCUCCAGCGGGGCGUCCUCAAGGAGUGGACUCUCAUGCUGCACGGAACACAAAGUGCGCCUUACAUCGAGCAGAAGGUGCGCGACUACCAGUCCAAGCUGGCCAUGUCCAAGAAGGAGGAGCUGGAGGAGGAGCUGGACGAGGCCGUGGAGAGAAGCUUGAAGAGCUUGCUGAGUCAAAACAACUGACGCCCCGCCUGCAUGCCCCCAACUCGCUCUCAUCUCGUCCUGACCCCAUCUUUCUCUUCUGCCCCCCCCCCACUCUGCUUUUUCUACAUUCAAUGAAUGUUCAAUGUUAGCGACUCCAGUGUAACCUUCAGUAACCUUCACAGAGGAACAUCAUCAUUUUUACACUUGAACAGAACUGUACAUAACGCUCCGGCUUGAUCGCCCCGCCCCGCCCCGCCCCGCCUCCC